AUGACUCACGUCACGUCGGGAAGUGGCAGGCCACCGGAUGGUGGCACACCGUCGAACUUCCAGCCCACAAAGAUGCUCACCUUCAACGUCACAGCCCCCGUCCAGGCUUCGACAGUCGACGUCACCGACGCCGUUGCCGACGUUGUCGGCCUUAACCAAGUUUAUAUGGUGCAACACCUUGGAGGCAACCGUUUCCAGGUCAUCCUGUACAACUCUGUCGCCCUGGAGCAGCUCAAUGCCCACGGUGACCUGUCCAUUUGCGGCCAGCAAGUCGCCACCGAACCCCUGAUGCCACGAGUCACCCGCGUUGCCUGCCUUCACCUGCCAGGGUACGUGCCAGACGAAUACCUUGUCCGAGCCCUGUCCCCAUACGGCAAGCUAGUGAAGCUAGAAAGACCGACCAUAACAGAUCGACCGACCGUAUGCAACGCAAUUCGGGUCGCCCACCUUGAAAUGCGCUCGGACAAACCCGUCCCAAAUUUCAUCCGCAUCCUAGAACACAGAGUCACGUGCGAUUACCCAGGCAUCAGCCGAGUGUGCAGUCGCUGCAAACAGCCGGGGCACUUCAGGCGUUCCUGCGAAGUCCCCUAUUGCCCUCGAUGUUCCAGCUUCGGCCACGCCGCCGACACGUGCACAGCCCGCUGCCGCCGCUGUGCCGGCAGCCACGCCACGACCGAUUGCGUUCGCAAGAAAUCAUUCGCCGAGGCAGUGGACGCAAGGUCACAGCGACCCGACCAGCACGUCCAAGCAACGCCUUCCGCCGAGAUGCCGGAAGUAGGGCCAAAGCAACCCGACCAGCCGGAAGCAAGGCCAAACCAACCCGACCAGCAAGCCCAAGCAAUGUCGGUAAGCUGGGCAAACCAAGAGAAUUUCCCAACUCUGGAAAAAGAGCCGAAGACGCUGGUUUUGCCACCUGUGCAGACACUGGCUCCGCCACUCGAAGAGAUGCCCCCGGCGCCCACCCACAAGACCUCCUCAGGGGACGAGGUCAACUCCAACACCACGACACCGACAUGGACACCAGCCAGCCCCACGUCCUCCGACGCAUCGAACGAGCCCCUCGUGAUCGAUGAAGACAACUUGGAGAAAGAGGAGGUUCGAAACCAGGGGUCCCCGCCGAACAGCGACACGGAUAGCCAAGACCCUCAACAAAGCAAGGACUCUCAAUCGAACACAUCCUCAUCCACUCAGCAGGGAACUACCCACACAACCACGAAGACACAACGUGCCCUCCGGGCACGCACCCCGAAGACAAAGUCAAAGAAACAAAACCCACUGGUGAGCCCUGGCUCCGAUUAGUUCCCCGUGUCACCUUCACGCACGCCUACAGUGUUUGUGCAC
Messenger RNA from Ixodes scapularis (black-legged tick), 1341 nucleotides. RefSeq lists its product as uncharacterized. The transcript is spliced from 2 exons. NCBI's taxonomy places the organism in Eukaryota, Metazoa, Arthropoda, Arachnida, Ixodida, Ixodidae. The record is from RefSeq and is a predicted model, not a curated record. The coding region runs from base 1 to 1299 and encodes 432 amino acids. Gene Ontology annotation, molecular function: nucleic acid binding; zinc ion binding.